Messenger RNA from Daktulosphaira vitifoliae (grape phylloxera), 1130 nucleotides. RefSeq lists its product as uncharacterized. NCBI's taxonomy places the organism in Eukaryota, Metazoa, Arthropoda, Insecta, Hemiptera, Phylloxeridae. The record is from RefSeq and is a predicted model, not a curated record. The coding region runs from base 134 to 1072 and encodes 312 amino acids. The transcript is spliced from 3 exons.
UAAACGGAUCUUAUUUAGAAUCUAACAAAAAAUUAAUAUUAAAAUUUUUUUUUGGAUAAAUUUACCAUUUUAUUUUCAUUUCAUAAUAACAAAUUAAACUAAUUUCUGAAUAUUUUUACUGUUACAGAUAAAAAUGAACUAUUAUAGCAAAAUAUGUAUUAUUUUACUAAAAAUAAUAAUUUUUAAUGUUAUAACUGUUUAUACAAUUGAUGAAUUGGGACAGAAUACUGAAAAUCAAACAUCUAUUACUAUUGAUGAUUUGAAUAUACUCAUCAGAGAAUAUCCUGCAUUUAUACAGUUGAAAUUACAAAAACAAGAAUAUUACACAGGUAAAGAUAUAGCUCGUUGUCCUAUGCCUUACAAUAAAAAUACUAUAUUAGACGAUCCCGAUGUUGUGUCUCAUGAAUUAUUCAACCCAAGGGAAUGUAAAAAACCUUGGACAUGGACGCGAAAAAAUGAAAUAGAUGUUCCUGUAUCUAUUAACGGUACAGUUGGUAAAAAAUUAGGAGAUAUCAUUCGACCGUGUAUUAAAAACAAUACUAAUAUUAUACAAUGUUAUACUCACUAUCUGAAUGUUAUUGAAAGCGUUGGUUUAACAUUUGUAGACAGAUUUUGUUUGUAUCAAAUUGAAUAUUGGGAUAGAAUUUCAGUUAUGUCUAAAAAUAUAGAUUAUUCAGAAAACUUUAGUUUGUUUAAUAUUAAACCAAAUAUUUUAGUACUUCACUCGAUUGUAAAAAAUACUUAUCAACUAUUAUUUAAUAUAUAUGCUGCAUUUAGACGAUAUCAUAUAUCUACUCUACCUCUUGAUUGUGUUAUAAAUCUCAAGGUGAAUAUGUUUAAUAUUAUUAAUGGGAAUAAUGCAUUCGUUCAAAAACUUAGAGAACAAUUUUUAAAUUGUCGGGAAUUAAUGAAAUCAAAACUAAAUUAUGCUGUAUUAGACAAUAUUGAGAACUGGGAAUGGGAUAUUACUUCUGAUAACAAACCUGAUGACACUGUAUUAAUGACUACACAAUACAAAAAUGAUAAAGUAGGAAUAAAUCUAUUUCCGUACAACGAACCAAAAAAAAAUUAAUUUUGUGUAUAAACAAAGAAUAAUUGUAAAUAUUAUUUUAAUAUUAUUUAUUGAAAAU